AACGGCCAGCAAUAAAGCAGAGCGGGAGAAAGGGAUAUGCUGAUUGGUCGGGAGGAUUAUAUGUACAGAGGAGGCCCCGCCCUAACGGGAAGUGUGUGCCUGAACCACGUGCGUGCUGUAUGAUGGAGAGCUCUCCGGUGUCGCAGUCUCUCAGUCCUCCCCGCUGCCCUCAGACUGAGUUCCGCUUUAGUGACUCUCCCAGUAUGGAGCAAAUCCGCCAGCGACAGGCUCAGUUCACAGCAGAGAGAGACUGGAACCAGUUCCAUCAACCGCGGAACCUCCUCCUGGCUCUGGUUGGGGAGGUGGGCGAGGUGGCAGAGCUCUUUCAGUGGCAGGGGGAGGUCUCGGAAGGUCUCCCCGGCUGGUCGCAGUCUCAGCGGGAGUCUCUCUCUCAUGAGCUCAGCGAUGUCCUCAUCUACCUGCUGGAACUGGCAGAGAAAUGUCAUGUGGACCUCCCACGCGCUGUCCUUGCCAAGAUGGAGUUGAAUGCGGCGAAGUAUCCGGCCGCUCGGGUCCAGGGGAGCGCCAAGAAGUAUACGGAGUACAGCUCUGCAGAGAACGGAUCCGCCGGCAGUCCCAACCAAUAGCGGUUCCUGUA
Messenger RNA from Nanorana parkeri, 598 nucleotides. RefSeq names its product dCTP pyrophosphatase 1 (gene DCTPP1). The coding region runs from base 120 to 587 and encodes 155 amino acids. The record is from RefSeq and is a predicted model, not a curated record. Gene Ontology annotation, molecular function: nucleoside triphosphate diphosphatase activity. Gene Ontology annotation, biological process: nucleoside triphosphate catabolic process. Lineage: Eukaryota; Metazoa; Chordata; Amphibia; Anura; Dicroglossidae. The transcript is spliced from 4 exons.